AGAGGGUAAUUGUCUUUACUGCUAAACGUAAUCAGCAAGCUUCUAGUAAUUUUUAUGAAUUCAGAUGAAAAAUUAGGAGCAUGUUGGCAAUUCUUAUUAAGCAGGAUUAUAGCCAUCCUUGGUGGGAUGGAUUUAAGGCCAGUAACUAUGGUGUGAGUUAAUCUCCAAUCAGGUAAAAACAUUCUGAGGUUGACUUUGUUUUUUAAAGAGCAGAUUAUAUUACUCUGUCUGGAAAAGUGAUUUAAGCUGCCUGUUCAUUAAACCAGACUUGUAAUUUAGGGGAGUGAGGCCGUCCAGGAUGCAGGGCAAGCUGACGGCCCAGCACUGGGCCACGCCCAGGUAACGCUGUCUUCCGGGCUUUGUGCCUUUGCUGGUAAAUCGAGGCUCCAACUCCACCACUAGGAGGCGCGGAGCCCCUCGGGAGGCGGGGCCUCAGGGGGAUGCGCGUGGGCGUGACGUCAGUUCGUGCGCCGCGUUCUGUUGCCGGGCAGCAAUGGAGGCUGCUCUGGAGUCCUCAGCGGAGGAUCCGUUGGGAAACUUUGUGCGAGUUUUGGAGAAGAGAGAUGGCACGGCGUUACGACUGCAGCAGUAUGGCUCCGGCGGCGUGGGCUGCGUGGUGUGGGACGCUGCUAUUGUUCUUUCUAAAUACCUGGAGACGCCCGGGUUCGCCGGCGACGGGGCCCACGCGCUGCGCCGGCGGUCGGUGCUGGAGCUGGGCGCCGGCACCGGGGCCGUGGGGCUCAUGGCCGCGACCCUCGGGGCAGAUGUUGUAGUCACCGAUCUUGAGGAAUUGCAAGACUUGCUGAAGAUGAAUAUUGAUAUGAACAAGCAUCUUGUCACUGGUUCUGUUCAAGCCAAGGUACUGAAAUGGGGGGAAGAAAUAGAAGACUUUCCUUCUCCGCCAGACUACAUACUGAUGGCCGACUGCAUAUACUACGAAGAGUCUUUGGAGCCGCUGUUGAAAACUCUAAAAGAUCUCAGUGGAUCUGAGACUUGUAUUAUAUGUUGUUACGAACAGCGAACAAUGGGGAAAAAUCCAGAAAUCGAGAAAAAAUAUUUUGAGCUUCUUCAACUAGACUUUGACUUUGAAAAAAUUCCCUUGGAAAAACAUGAUGAAGAAUAUCGAAGUGAAGAUAUUCAUAUUUUAUACUUCAGAAAGAAAAAAUCGAAAUUUCCAUCGUGAAAUCUUUAGUCAUCUUACCCAAGCCUCCAGCAACCUGGGUAAGCUAAAGAUGUGAAUGGAGCAUGGGAAGAUUGUGUUCACAGAUUUUUCCAGCAUGUCUUUAGAGAUCUGAUAAUAGACAUCAACCAUCAUGGGCCGCCUGCAAAACAGAAAAUGACUGCCGGUCUGCCAGCUAAUGGGCCUGAAAUCCAACUUAGUUUACUUUUAGCUCAGUAUCAAGUUCUGCUUAAAAGAAACAUUGUGUAUUAGUCACUCCUCAAAUAAAAAUAGGUAUUAAGGUUAGCCUAAAGUCUGCCAAAAAUAAACAGUGAAGCUUCAUGGUUGACUUAGCAUAUUUUCUGGAAUUAGAUAGAUUGAUCCAGUUUCUAAAGAGAAAUAUAUAUUGCUAUAUAAUAAAGUUUAAAUUCAAAUCAGUAAGUUUUAGUUUGUCUUCAAGAUAGGUAAAUUUAAAAGGUUUUCAUUUUAACAUAAUUAUGCAGUGGUUUUUAUCAUGUAUCUUCCACUUGGUUGCUUUUAAGAUAGCUUUACUACUUACUAGUAAAUGUUCUUUUACGUUAAAAAAAAGUCCCAACAUAUUUUGUAUAGUUACAUUGGCCAAAGUUUUAUUCUUUUCCUCCACCAUACAUGUCUACAUGAGUUAGUAAAUUAUACUGUAGUGAGUUAGUAAGAAUGAAAGUUAAGAAAUCAUGAGAUUAGAAUGAGGGGGGUUGGAGUGAAAAUAAAAAGCCCAUUUUCAGGCUCGCUCACUUUUCUCAUAUAUAUCUUCCAGGAAAAAGUGGCUAAAAAUCACUGAUGUUUACUUGUUUACAAAACAGAGACAUUUUUAAAUAACUGCAAAUGUAAUCCUAUAUACAUUUAGCAAAUGGUUUUGAUUCUGUGUAGUCUUUAUGUUAUGAUAAUCAUCUGCUCACAAACUGAUCUGUCAAGAACUUAAAUCUCAACAGUUCUAAAGAGUAAUAAUAAACUAUAGAAUUCUGGUACUUACAGGCAUUGGUGCUAGGUGGCACAUUUUAUGUGUUAAAAUAAAUGUUCUUGCCCUGGCCGAUUUGUUCAGUGGUUUGAGUGUCGGUCCGCAGACUGAAAGGUUGUGGGUUCAAUUCCCAGUCAAGGACACAUACUUCCCCAGCCCCAAUAGGAGACAACCAAUCAAUGUAUCUCUCUCAUGUCAAUGUUUUUCUCUCCUCAUCCUACCUCCCUUCCACUC
Myotis myotis is the source of this 2387-nucleotide messenger RNA. It is a transcript of the gene VCPKMT, whose product is annotated as valosin containing protein lysine methyltransferase. Gene Ontology annotation, biological process: peptidyl-lysine methylation. The record is from RefSeq and is a predicted model, not a curated record. Gene Ontology annotation, cellular component: cytosol; cytoplasm. The transcript is spliced from 6 exons. Lineage: Eukaryota; Metazoa; Chordata; Mammalia; Chiroptera; Vespertilionidae. Gene Ontology annotation, molecular function: protein-lysine N-methyltransferase activity. The coding region runs from base 494 to 1183 and encodes 229 amino acids.